Mangifera indica (mango) is the source of this 2061-nucleotide messenger RNA. Its product is annotated as cyclin-T1-3-like. NCBI's taxonomy places the organism in Eukaryota, Viridiplantae, Streptophyta, Magnoliopsida, Sapindales, Anacardiaceae. Gene Ontology annotation, biological process: regulation of transcription by RNA polymerase II; positive regulation of DNA-templated transcription, elongation. The record is from RefSeq and is a predicted model, not a curated record. The transcript is spliced from 6 exons. The coding region runs from base 219 to 836 and encodes 205 amino acids. Gene Ontology annotation, cellular component: cyclin/CDK positive transcription elongation factor complex; nucleus. Gene Ontology annotation, molecular function: cyclin-dependent protein serine/threonine kinase activator activity.
UCUUGUUUCUUGUUUCUUGUUUCUGGUCUCUUGAGCAGCGGUCGAUCUCUCUCUCUCCCCUCUUGGUGAAAGAGUCCUGAAGCGAUGUUCACACUCUUAAGAGAUCCUCUUCUCCAUCGAGGCCGCAGCCCCCAUAGGAACGUUCCCCUCCUCCUCCUCCUCCUCUCUCUAUCUCUUUCAACGCUUUUCUUUCUCUUUUCGCCCUUUUCCCUCAAAAAAUGGCGCCCCGUAAAAUUAUAAACAAUCCUUCUCAAUUUCCAGGUGUUUCCUCUCCGAAACUCUGGAUACCGUUGCAACUGUGUGUAUGUUUCUUGCUGGGAAAGUUGAAGAGACUCCCCGUCCACUUAAGGAUGUUAUUGUUGUUUCUUAUGAGAUUAUAUAUAAAAAGGACUCCACUGCACCCCAGAGGAUCGGACAACAGAAGGGGGAGUCACUUGCAGAUCCUGGGAGAUAUCGAAGACUGGUUGGAGUUAUAUGAGCAACAAAAAGAACUUGUUUUACUUGGUGAGAGAGUUGUACUUGCCACUCUGGGCUUUGACCUCAAUGUUCAUCAUCCAUAUAAGCCCCUUGUUGAAGCUAUAAAGAAAUUCAAGGUUGCACAAAAUGCUCUUGCUCAAGUUGGGUGGAACUUUGUAAAUGAUGGCCUCAUCAUAUUGCGGGCAGGUGUCAUUUUCCUUACUGCCAAGUUCCUCAAAGUGAAGCUUCCAUCUGAUGGCAAGAAGGUCUGGUGGCAAGAAUUUGAUGUCACCCCACGCCAAUUGGAGGAGGUUAGCAUUCAAAUGCUGGAACUGUAUGAGCAAAACAGAGCGCCCCAAUCUCAGGGUAGUGAAGUUUAAGGAAGUGCUGGUUCAGGGUGAACUUAUCGCCCCCCAAAAACUCCAGCACUAAGUGAGGAACAGGCUUCAAAGCAACUGUCAUCCUGUCUAGCAAGUGAACACCGACAUCUUGAAAACCAUGGAGCUGCACCAAGAACAUCUCAGGGUAACCGAAAUAAUGAUGAUGGAAGUGGAGAGAUAGGUAGUGUUAUUACUGACCAUAAAGUGGAUACAGAGACUACAAGAUAAUGAUCAUCCUGAGGAACUGUCCCACAAGGACAACACAGAAGAAGUUCAAAACAAAUCUAAAUCUGGGAUUGAGUGGAUAGGUGAAGAACAAGGAAUGACUGGUGGAAGGAAUGAGUGGAUUCUUGGGAAGGUCCUGUGAGCCAGUCACCCAGGGAAGUUAUUAAGAUGAUUGACAAAGAUAAGGUGACAGCAGCACUAGAGAAAAGAAAAAAGUCUUGAGGUGAAACGAGGAAAAAGGAUUGUAUGGAUGAGGAUGAUCUUAUCGGGAGGGAGCUGGAAGACGGUGUUGAAUUGGCAGUUGAGGAUGAGAAAAUCAAGUGGGAGCGCAGGCAAAGCUGGUCAAAAUCACAUGAGAAUUCAGAUCAUGGUAAGAGACCUGUGGAAACUGGAGAUGACAACAAUUUUGGCACCAAAGGACAGUCAUCAAGGGGAUCCACCGAGAAUGCUGAAGCAGGGGAAAUGGUUGAUGAUGCUUCCCUUACGUUGAACAGUCGAAAGAGAAAAGUUGGGAGUCCAGUGAAAAGGCAAUUGGAAGGAAAGAAGCGACAUGAGUACAUGUCGAGUUACAACCACUAUAAUGUAGAAGACGGACACAAGACGAGCCGCACUAAUUAUGCAGAUAGAGAAUACAGAAGGCAUCCGCAAGAGAGUCAUUUGUGAGGUAAGAAGAAAAAAAAUUGAUUUGGAAUCGGCUUUAACACAGUCAUUAUAUUCUUUUGUCAAUGAUGACUGACCAUUACUGUGAUCUAUAUGUUUGAAAGCCUGCCAUUAAUGAACUGGUCAGUCUGAUCUUUGGACACUGAAACUUUUGCCGAUUAUAUUACAGUUUGAUUUCGGGGUUGCCUCUAAAACAUGUUGAGAAAAUGAAAGAGCCUUGAGAAAGAAAGACUCUACUCUGGGUAAUAUGUCUCUACUCUUGAAAUGUAUGUGUUGAGAGCUUAUGGGAAAUGCUCCUAAAUGGGCUAAUAAUCAGUUUGGAAAGUGGUUGAUUGAUGGA